AUGAGGCCCUUAACCUGUCACGGGCCUGGUCUGAUCGCAACGAUGAAGGCGCGCUACCGCCAGUUCUGGCUCGCUGCGGUCACGGCUCUGUGGCAGGAUGCGGACGCCACGACCGCCAUGGCGCGCUACCGGCCGAAUAUGCGCGACGUCAUCGCCUGGCUCAGUGAAGCGUGGAUGAAUAUCCCCAUGUGCACGAUCCAGCGUUGCUGGUGGCGCACGGGGUGCAUGCCGCGCUCGUGGGCCAUGGAUCUGGCGCACGUCAGCCUGGACGGCCUUGCUGCAGUUGGUAACAGCGUUAACGCCGCUCUCCCCAUCGACCUUGACGAGGACAUCGGGGAUGUCGGCUUGAUGAUCGCACGCCUCGGCCUUGGGCCUAACGCCAUGCCGACCGCCACUUUCGUCGCCAUCGACGACGCCCAGCCAACGUGCGCUGAGCCGGUCGAGGACCUGCUCGCCCUUGAGCCCGCGGUGGGGUAUUCGGACGCGUCGUGGGAGGCGCUGACUGACAUGCAGACCGUGUACGACGUCGACAAUCCAGAGAGCCACGAGGCGCGACGCUAUGCGCGGGCGGCGAGCGAGAUGCUUAUUGGCUACGCACAGGCCACAGGCAUCACGCCGUGCAACCUUUGCGCGCUUUUUGAAAUUCGGAACCCCAUCAUCGUUGACCGCAUGGAGCGCGCAAGCCCCGCGAUGAACCUAAUCACGACGCCGCCGCCCGCUCCCCAGCCUGCUGCGUCCCCUGCAGCCGCUCCAGCGCAGGCACCUGCCGCCACCACAGCGGCUACCACCCCCCGUCGCCGCGGGCAUGUUCUGCCGGCGUGGAUGUACGCGCCUGCUCCCACCCGCCAGCAGCUGAUCGACUCUGGCGUGAGUGCCGUCAUGAACGGCUACAUUGAUGCAGCUGAGUGGAUGACUCUGUGUAUGGGUUUGUUCGCCCCUUAG
Messenger RNA from Closterium sp. Naga37s-1, 942 nucleotides. NCBI's taxonomy places the organism in Eukaryota, Viridiplantae, Streptophyta, Zygnematophyceae, Desmidiales, Closteriaceae. The record is from the annotation of a GenBank genome assembly.